Anthonomus grandis grandis is the source of this 1042-nucleotide messenger RNA. RefSeq lists its product as uncharacterized. Gene Ontology annotation, molecular function: odorant binding. The transcript has 5 exons. Bases 75 to 887 code for a protein of 270 amino acids. NCBI's taxonomy places the organism in Eukaryota, Metazoa, Arthropoda, Insecta, Coleoptera, Curculionidae. The record is from RefSeq and is a predicted model, not a curated record.
UUUUCCAUUUAUAUAAACGGCACUUUAUCGCGGUCUUCUAAUAUUCAUCGCUAAUACCUUCGGCUAUCUACGUCAUGAAUAAGUUAGUGACUUUGUGCUCCGCGGUCUUGUUGGUGCUGGCGGCCGUCUGCCACGCUUACAAUUUUCAGGACGCCGAGUUUAAUGAACUGUUAUCCUCGGAGUUCCAGGAUAUGGUAGACUCGGUGGACUUUGCUCCAUUGCAUCCACGUGCCAGACGCGAUGACGAAGCAGUCUCCGAUGACAAAUGCCAAAAAAAACGCCCCCCACGUAGACCAAGAGUCUGCUGUGCCGAAGAGAGUCUGGACGCUAUCCAUGAAAAAGAAAAAGACACUUCAAGGAGUUGCUACAAGGAAGUGACUGGACUAGACAGACCUGAGAAGCCAGAGCAUGGGUUCCAUGGACCACCCCAUAAGAAAUUCGACUUGUUUAGCUGUGAGGGAGUUGAAAAGAGAAAGAGUGAUAUGAUUUGCAUUCAAGAGUGCGUGGGAAAGAAAAAAGGCAUGCUCAAUGAAGAUGGUACGCUGAACCCAGAAGGAAUCACCAAAAUCCUAUUAGAAACCUUUACGAAAGAGACUUGGGUGAAACCAAUGGCCGAGCAGAUCGUAGCGAAAUGUAUCGCCGAAGCAAAAACCGCCAACGAAAAACCCAUUAAGUUCUACACAGAAGUGAAACGAUGCAGUCCGGCCACCCUUACUUUGAAACACUGCAUGUUCAAGGAGGUGCAGCUGAGCUGUCCUGCUGAUGAAAUAAAAGAUAAAGGGGCAUGCGAGAAGUACCAGGAGAGACUGAAGAAGGGAGAGCUGGACGUACCUCCACCACCACCACCACCUUCUGGAAGAAUCGAUGUAGAAUUGAAGGAGGAUUAGAGCUUGAUUAUUGAUAGAUUUAAGUAUUAAGUAAGGUGAUAUUUUAUGUGUUAAAUACGGGUUGAUUUUUUUUAUGGAAGUUUAACCUGACGGUAGAAAGGUAGUUUAUAGACGUAUUUAUGUCAGGUGAGGUUCCUAAUAAAUAGAAAGAAUAA